Molecule: messenger RNA, 435 nt
Organism: Ailuropoda melanoleuca (giant panda)
Lineage: Eukaryota; Metazoa; Chordata; Mammalia; Carnivora; Ursidae
Product: protein FAM136A-like
Cellular component (GO): cytoplasm
Source: RefSeq, a predicted model, not a curated record
AUGGGCCAGAGUCCUUGUGGGUGCCGGUGGGGAGGGGUGCAGCUCUGGGUCGCCACAGCAGAGAUGCAGCAGCUCCAGGUGCAGGAGACCAUGGACUCCAUGGUGAAGAGUGUGGAUGGACAGAACAUCUGGAAGAUGCAAGGCAUCAUGUUCUGGUGCAGUGCCAGCUGUUUUGAGGACAGCCAGGUGUCCAUGAAUCCAGUGCACCACUGUAAAGCCCAUGCUCUGGUGACCAGUGAGUGAAAAUUCCAGGACCACCUACCCUGGUGCACCAUGUAUUGCAAUGACACAGCCAAAGAUUCAAUAGAUUCAGAAAGUAAAGAGCUUCAGGUGACCAGGAAGCUGGAGAGUUGUGUGACCAAGUGUGUAGACCACACACACCUCAGCCCAAAGAUGACCAAAAUGAAGGGGUCUCUUUCGUCCAUGGGGGAAUAG